This is a messenger RNA of Lobosporangium transversale, 592 nucleotides long. RefSeq lists its product as hypothetical. The transcript has 3 exons. The record is from RefSeq and is a predicted model, not a curated record. Lineage: Eukaryota; Fungi; Mortierellomycota; Mortierellomycetes; Mortierellales; Mortierellaceae. Bases 164 to 586 code for a protein of 140 amino acids.
UUUUUUUUUCUCGCAAUUUCUGUUUCUUUCUUCCUUCCUCUCUUGCUCCAUUAUAACGUUGAAAAGCCUAAAUACAAAUUACCAACAAGUUCUUUUCAACAUUCUAUAAAUCUUCAUACCACAGCACGCGAUCACACAUUCAUAACAAGUAGGAUUUACAGGCAUGCCUCCAAAUGGCUUUACGCCUCCAUCAGAUUAUACCACUCCGCCUUGGCCAUCACUCUAUUGGCCUGUAACUGAUCCUUUAAGACAUGGCAUCUUUAUGUACUAUCCAAAGGAUAUUUGGCGAUUUACCACAUAUUGGACUCUUAUAUUUAUUGUCAGCAUAUACACUUUGGCAGGAUUGUGGGCUUGUCUUGUUUUUGGACGAAGACAUUAUAAAUGGGCUAUUCUCUUACCUAUCUUUUUCUUCGUCACAGGAGCAUUCAUCGCUUUCCUUAGCGGAAGUCUUGUCGGGUUGGCCAUCGCUGCGAUCUACAAUGCAGGAGCAUAUCGCAUGUCAACAUGGGUGCCAUUUCUAUGGGGUCUCAUCCAGGCACUAGUCGUAAUUAUGGGAUCCUACUCAACCGUUACGACAAUUCUUUGAUUAGCU